Molecule: messenger RNA, 1747 nt
Organism: Nilaparvata lugens (brown planthopper)
Lineage: Eukaryota; Metazoa; Arthropoda; Insecta; Hemiptera; Delphacidae
Product: zinc finger protein 664-like
Exons: 2
Coding region: 206-1600 (464 amino acids)
Biological process (GO): regulation of DNA-templated transcription
Molecular function (GO): RNA polymerase II cis-regulatory region sequence-specific DNA binding; DNA-binding transcription factor activity, RNA polymerase II-specific
Source: RefSeq, a predicted model, not a curated record
GAAAUUGGGGUACCUUAAUUUUUUUCGGAAAGCAAUACUUUCCUUACUUAUGGUAAUAGGGCAAGGAAUGUAAAAUUGUAUGUGCUGAAAACAUUUGCUCAGCCUCAGCAGCUGUAGCAGUUGAUUUAGACAAGUAAAUGUUAUGAGAAAUGUCUAUUGAUUGUGCUUUAUGUGCUCUUCCAUACCUCAAGGGUCAAGUUGAUUGAUGUUGGUUUAUGUUUCAGAUACAACCUUGCCCACUGCUUAUGUCAGACUGGUCCGUUUGGAAGAACUGGAUAGUAAUGCAAGAAAAAAAUACCAGAACCAGAGCUCAGAUCAAGAAUUUGUAUCUCAAUCAGCUGGUAGUUGUGGUGAUUCCUCUGAAGAAGAAGGAAGAAACGAAAACUGUGAACCACAAGAUGGAAACAAUGAAAUACUGGUAGUAGAAACACAACCUAAUCAAAAUCGAGAUGUCAUAGAUCAGGGAGAUAAGAAUACAACACUCAAAACGACAGUUACAAAGCCCCAUCAGUGUUCAGUCUGUGCAAAACGUUUCUCUCAGAGUGGUCAUUUGAAUAAUCACAUGCGAACACACACCAAAGAGAUGCCUUACCAGUGUACAGUCUGUACAAAGUGCUUCUCUCAGUCUUGUAAUUUGAAAGUCCACUUGCUUACUCACACCAAAGAGAAACCUCACAAGUGUACAGUCUGUGAGAAAUGUUUCUCUGUUUCUAGUGCUUUGAAUGUCCACAUACGGAGUCACACCAAAGAGAUGCCUUACCAGUGUACAGUCUGUACGAAGAGCUUCUCUCAGUCUGGUCAUUUGAAUCAACACUUGCUUACUCACACCAAAGAGAAACCUCACAAGUGUACAGUCUGUGAGAAAUGUUUCUCUGUUUCUAGUAAUUUGAAUGUUCACAUGCGAACACACACCAAAGAGAAACCUUACCAGUGCACUGUCUGUACAAUAAGUUUCUCUCGGUCUGAUAAUUUGAAUGUCCACAUGCGUACUCACACCAAAGAGAAACCUCACAAGUGUACAGUCUGUAAGAAAUGUUUCUCUCAGAGUGGUCAUUUGAAUAACCACAUGCGAACACACACCAAAGAGAUGCCUUACCAGUGUUCAGUCUGUGCAAAACGAUUCUCUCAGAGUGGUAUUUUGAAUAACCACAUGCGAACACACACCAAAGAGAUGCCUUACCAGUGUUCAGUCUGUGCAAAACGUUUCUCUCAGAGUGGUCAUUUGAAUAACCACAUGCGAACACACACCAAAGAGAAACCUUACCAGUGUUCAGUCUGUGCAAAACGUUUCUCUCAGAGUGGUCAUUUGAAUAACCACAUGCGAACACACACCAAAGAGAUGCCUUACCAGUGUACAGUCUGUACGAAGAGCUUCUCUCAGUCUGGUCAUUUGAAUGACCACUUGCUUACUCACACCAAAGAGAAACCUCACAAGUGUACAGUCUGUAAUAAAUGUUUCUCUGUUUCUAAUGCUUUGAAUGUCCACAUACGGACUCACACCAAAGAGAUGCCUUACCAGUGUACAGUCUGUAAGAAAUCGUUCUCUGAUUCUAGAUCUUUGGGAAGGCAUAUGCACACUCACACCAAACGGAAACCUUAGCGUUGUACAGUCUGAACAAAGAGUCUCUCUCUUAUCAUUUGUAUGUCCACUUGCUUACUCACACCAAAGAGAAACCUAACCAGUCUACAGUCUGUAAGAAAUGUUUCUAUGUUUCUAGUAAUUUGAAUGUCCACAUGCGGACUCACA